Molecule: messenger RNA, 2941 nt
Organism: Eriocheir sinensis (Chinese mitten crab)
Lineage: Eukaryota; Metazoa; Arthropoda; Malacostraca; Decapoda; Varunidae
Exons: 2
Coding region: 1-1098 (365 amino acids)
Source: RefSeq, a predicted model, not a curated record
AUGCAUCUUAAAUUAUUUUUCACUCAGUGUUCGACAUCAGCAGCGACCAUUUGCCGCUCAGUUUUCUCAAAGAAAAACAAACAAUGUGAGGAUGUCGAGAGCUCCCAGGAGUCAAAAGGCAAGGAUCAGAAGGCCUCAGGGACCUCAGAGCAGGAUGCGGAGUUGCCCUUCGUUCAAGCCAAUUUGUUCAUGUUCAGUAUCGCCAGCUGUUUCGGCUUCCACAACGUGAGGCGGAGCAGUGGCGGGGCGUGGGAGGUGUCCCGGUGGAGGGUGGUGCCAGUGGUGGUGCACCUCGCCAUCUCCGUCGCAGGCUUCCUCGUUGUGAUAUACUUAAUUUUCUUUUGUAACCUGAAAUACUAUCAGGGUGUCAUGAUUAUGCCGAUUACAUUUGGAAUGUCGUUUUGCAUUGGUGAAUACAUCUCAUCUUUCUCAAUCAGCAAACACUACAUAAAGUACCUCUCGACAAUCGAGGCCCAGGACGUGAAGAUGAAACCUUACACUAACAUGGCCUUCGUUGCAACAGGAACCUUCGUAUCAUCGACCAUAUACACGGCUUGCAGUCUCCUCGUCACAAAUUUAUCACAAGAAAAUAUUUUCAUCCUCAUGGUUCCUGUUUUUACAACUACCUAUUUACCGACCGUCUUGGACAUGCACAUGUUCUCCUUCACCCUCAUGCUGAAGCAACAGGUGGUCAAGCUGAGACGCCGCAUCCGGCGAGUGAACCAGUGGACGAGGGAGGAGGUCAGUGGCGUGGCCCGUCAGUGGCUGCUGCUGUGCAGGCUCUUCAGAAUCCAUAACAGAGUAAGGCUUCCCUUCUUCCUGUCACGGCAGGUGUUCCGGAAGUCCCUCUACUCCCGCUUGAUGAUGGCCAUGGUGCAGGUGAUGGCCUUCACCUUCGCCGCCGUUAUGAUUGAUUUCAUGAUGGAUGAGCUCAAAACGCAGACUUCCCCAACCAUAGUGGUUCUGUCUGUCUUGGUGCCCCUCAUCUGGACUGAUGCACGCUCUCUCGGCCUUUCUCUCAACGGAGAGGUCAUCAAUCAUGCGGUGAGUGUGAACACGCUCCUGUGUACCCCCCUCCCCCCUCUUACAUACUCGUAAGCUGAACAAUGACUUUGACUGAGUACAUUUUCAGUUACGUUGUUCAACAGUGGCCGCGGCUGCAUUGUGAUUCAUCAACACCACGAAAUCUAUUUUCAGUACGAAAGCGUCUUGGACGAAGCGCGGGUGGUGCUGGUGCGCGACGAUCCCUCCCGUCCUGCGCUGCGUGACCUCAGCUGCCUCCUCGCCCGCAUGGAGUCCCGCCCGCUGGCCCUGCAGAUCUGGGGCCGAGACAAGUGAGUGCCUCGUGCUCAAAAACGAUCCACUCAUGACCUAUGAAGGACGCUAAAACUUGACCUUUGUGUCCUUGAUUUAUUUCACACCCUUUUUGUGUGUGUGUGUGUGUGUGUUUGUUUGUUCUUAAAGACAAAACUAACGCGUGUCGGUAUUCGGCAGCCUGAGCGCCGGUGCCUACGUGCAGAACACCGGCAUGGUGCUGACCUACUUGGUGAUGGUGGCGCAGAUGCAACCAGAGCCAGACCUGAGCACAGGCUUCUCCAUAUUUGGUUAUGAGCUCUUCAAUGUACAUUCGCUGGUAGAGGACAAAGUCACACCUCUGCCUGCUUCUUAAAACUGACCAUUAACAGUGUCACUAGCCCAAUUACGAGCAAACCACGUUCCUCCUUCCUCUCAGACUUCCCGCAUGUGAUUGGUGGGUGCUGGGAAAGACUAAGUUUUCGGUCGUAUUAUAGGACAUUUCGCCGCCCAAGAACACAUACUUAACAAGGCUUUCGUGGGAGAUGUGGGCAUUUACAGGAGUAGUUGUAUGACCCUGGUGGUAGUUUGACCUUUCCUCUGUACCGUUAACCUAAAGAAACACUGAUUAGAACCCAACUGACCCCCUCUUUGACCUUUAGAAAUAGCUGAUGUUAGAAGCGAAAGCGUCUUAUGAUACCGACCUAAAUGUUGUGGGGCGUAUUUACGAUGUUGAUUUCAGUGGAGUAUAAGCUUAAGACAUCCAAAACACAUCCCAUUGUUCUGUUGAAGGGACCUGUGUAGUGUUUUACUUAGGGCUGUAUCCGUAAACAUUUGGACGGCCAAGCACACAUAUUUUACAAGGCUUUCCUAGGAGUUAUGGGAAUUUCCAGGGGUACUUUUAUGGCCCUAGUGGUAGUUUGACCCUUCUUCUGUACCAUGAACCUAUAAAAACCCUCAUUAGAACUCGAUUAAUCUCCUUUUCGGCCUUUGGAGAUAGUUGAUGUGAGGGGUGGAAGCCUCUGAGAAUACCAUCCUUAGUUUUGAAUAGUUUAGUCAUGGGAUUCAAAUGGCCAGUGUAGCAGCGUAGUCAGUGCUUACAUGUGGGUCCCAUUUGUGCAGUUUUCUUUAAUACGAUUAGUAAUGCUUUGGAGAUGAAUGUAUAGGGGCGCGACCUCAACCUACGCGUCUGCAGAAAAUCCUUGACUAUGUUCUAGCAGUAGAGACAACUUAGCCAGAGACACUAAAUCAUUUUCUCAGCCAAAAUGAAUGAUUAAUGCACACACCACCGUUGCCAGAUGAUCGUACUCAGAGCACAGUAUUUACCGGUUUCUGACGCCUAACUAUUGCCGAGAAACAUCAAGAAUUAACUAUUUUAACGAUAUAUAUAAAUGCAUCUUGUUAAUGGGGACCAGGAGACAGAUUUGGGGUCGGAAGUCGAUAAAUAUAAGAGGCUGAGUACGACAAUCUGGCAUCGUUGGCACACACACCAAAAAAAUAUCAUUAAACUGUGAAAAAAAAGUUCUUCGCUGAUUUUAUUGUCCUGCCGCCGCCUCCGUCACGCUGAUGCUCUCGAGGUAGUCAGGUGCUGCGUCACGGAGACACGGAAAGGAGACUCAGGGUGAUGGUCAGUGGGGGGGGUGAGGGG